ACGCAAACUAGACACGCCAUUUAUGGAUAUUAGAUCAAAAGUCUUAACGAGUUCAGCUUUCGGUGACGAACGUGGCUUACUUGGGAUGGUAUUUCACCCAAAAUACAGGGAAAAUGGUCGUCUCUUUGUUUAUUACAUCACCAAAAAAGUCGGCAACAAGAAGAAGACGGAUCCCAAAGAGUGGUGGUUGGGCACUAGUGUCGCAGUCCUUAGCGAGUGGCGGGUCUCUGGGGCGGAUUUGAAUCGUGUUGACCAGCACUCCGAAAAAGUUCUCAUGAGUAUAGAGCAACCUAAAGGCAAUCACAAUGGUGGUCAGCUGUUGUUUGGUAAAGAUAAAUACUUGUAUGUUUUUCCUGGGGAUGGUGGCGCAGCCGGGGAUCCAUUUGGAAAGUUUGGAAAUGCUUUGAAUAAGUAUGUACCCAUUGCUUCGUGUUUUCUCGAUUGAAUUUUAUCUGCCUAUAAGACACAAUGUGACGCCGGGUCAGUCGGGGGCGGGAUUUAUCGUAACUUUUACUCUUCAAAAACUCAAUAAUUCAUGAGGAAAACACAAAGAAAAAUCAUAAGCGUGUCGUAUCUUUAUAUGUGAUAGAGAUUUCCCUUGAUUCACAUAAACUUUAACUUUGAUUUCUCAACUUACACAACGUAUUUUUUGAAAAUUACUUCGCCAAUGAACUUACUAGAUCGAUCGUUUUUUAAGCAAUUUAAAACAUUCGCAGUGCGUGUUUUAUCAGACCUAAAGAUACAUGACUUCGCCUCCUAUCUUAAUAUCUGAUAAAACAAUGAUGCUCAUGUUUUAUCUAGUACUUAAAAUACUCAUUAAUAAUUCAUAAACCUUGUGGCAAAUCAUGUCAGCCAUAAUAUGUCACGUGGAGUGACUUUAUAUCUGAUAAAACACAUGCGGCAUUAUAUAAUUGUUCAUCCUAAUUAGUAUUCUUUUGUAGUCGUAUUUUAAGCUAUUCAAAACACUCGUUGUCGUGUUUUAUCAGAUAUAAAAAUUUUAUAUCUGAUAAAACACUCCUACUCGUGUUUUAAAUAGUACUUAAGAAAUUUUGCACUGAGCAUCACUGUUUUGCUAAUAUCUCGUGAAAUUACAAAAGGAUAGUUCAUUUUUCGUCGGGUUUCGUCUUUCUUCAAACUACACACGUAAAAAAUCUCACAAGUCUGCCAACAAGCCGUCAGCAAAUCGUCUUCGCACUGCUUGUCACAAAUUGUCAACAAGUUUGGAACAACUUGUUGACAACUUGUAACAACCUUGUCGAAAUUAUCAGACUUGUUGCAAGGUUGUUCUGACAAGUCCGUUACAUGCUUGAUAUAACAAGAUUGUUACAACCUUGUGUUGACAACUUUGAAACAUCUUUGUUAUAUCAUGGUUGUAACAAACUUGUUAGCACGAUCUUGUAACAAGGCUGAUAAUGCCAUCAAGCUUGUUACAAGUUGUUAACAACUUGUUCCAAACUUGUUACAACAAACUGGGAACAAGCAGUGCGAACACAACUUGUCGACAGCUUGUGAACAGAUUUGUAACAACUUGUUUGCAGACUUGUUACAAGCUGUGCGUUUUUACGCAUGUAAGUGAAUUGUUUUCAUGUUUUUAAAACAACAAUGCUUGGUUACCUUUCGGUCACCACAGUGACUGUUACUGAAUUUCUUACACAGGUCAACUCUUCUCGGGAAAGUACUACGCGUCGACGUCGACAAAGCGAAGCCCUACAGCAUUCCACCAGACAAUCCGUUUGUUAAUGAAUCGCAGACGUUGCCAGAAAUUUAUGCAUACGGUCUCCGCAACCCGUGGCGUUGCUCCGUCGACCGUGGGGAAAGAGGGAGUGGUUAUGGCAAGGGGAGAAUAUUCUGUGGCGAUGUGGGGCAGAAUUCGUUUGAAGAGAUAGAUAUUAUUGUGAAAGGAGGAAACUACGGUUGGAGAGGACGCGAGGGUUUCAAAUGUUAUGAUAGGAAGAUUUGUAGGACUUCGUUACUUGGUAAGUCUGACGUCAUUGUGGAAUUACGUCAUGAGUAGGACGUUAUACUUUAUUAUUAAUCCUUUGCCAACUUUAUUUACACUGAAUAGCUAUAUCAGUUCUAACCUGUUCUCCCUAUAGGUCCAGUAAGGAUCUAUUGAUCCAGUGUUGCUACAGGAGGAAACCUAAACUAAACUAACUUUAUUUAUACGUACUGGAUAGCUCUAUCAGUUCUAAAAUGUUCUUCCUAAAGGUCCAGUAAGGAUCAUUUCUUAUUGAUCCAGUGUUACUACAGGAGGAAACCUAAACUAAACUAACUUUAUUUAUACUGGAUAGCUCUAUCAGUUCUAAACUGUUCUUCCUAGAGGUCCAGUAAGGAUCAUCUCUUAUUGAUCCAGUGUUACUACAGGAGGAAACCUAAACUAACUUUAUUUAUACUGGUUAGCUCUAUCAGUUCUAAACUGUUAUCUCUGGAGGUCGAGUUAUGGCUUUUUUCGAUUGGUGCAAAGUUACCGUUUAAAACUGAUAAAGCUAGGUUCAGUCAGACCAUCUCUAUUGGUCCAGUGUUACUUGAGGAGGAAACUCGAGUACUUGGUAUACAAAACCUGCAGUGGUUUGGGAGAGUCAAAACUGUAAGCACUCUUCUCACAUGGGAUUGAGGUGGUAUCAGAAUAUUAAAAGUUCUCAAGUUACAGUAUUGUUUUCCAGCCAACGAAGUGUUUCCAAUUCACGCCUACAGUCACAAAAUCGGACAGUCAGUCGUUGGAGGUUACGUGUAUCGUGGCUGUAAAUAUCCCAAAAUGAGAGGCCUGUACUUCUUUGCUGAUACGAUGAAUGGGUGAGUCCAUAAACGUUUCACUAAGCAAUGUCACACAGUACACACGUAAAAACGCACAAGUUGUAACAAACCUGCAGCAGACUUGUAGCAAUGUUUGUCCAACAACUUGUCAACAGGAUGUGUUCGCACUGCUUGUUCCCAGCUUGUUGACAAUUUGCUACAAGGUUGUUGAGCUCAACAGACUUGUUACAAGUUGUUCCAACAACUUGUUAUCGUCCUGCAAUUCAACAAUUUGUCAACAAGUUGUGAGUGACAACCUUGUAGCAACUUGAUAAAAUAACAACAUUGUUACAACUUGUUGACAAGCUUGCUACAAACCUAAUGGUCUCGUGGUCCCGAUACUUUUUCCACAUUUGAAAUUCAAGUUACACACCUAAAAACGCACAAGUUGAUACAGGUCUGCUAACAAGUUGUUACAAAUCUGUUCACAAGUUGUCGACAAGUUGUGUUCGCACUGCUUGUUCCCAGUUGUUGUAACAAGUUUGGAACAAGCUGUUAACAACUUGUAACAAGCUUGAUGACAUUAUCAGACUUGUUACAAGGUUGUUCUAACAAGUCUGAUAGAGUCAUGAUAUACCAAGACGACACAAGGUUGUAACAAUAUUGCUAUAUCAUGACUGUAUCGGACUUGUUGGAACAACCUUGCAACAAGUCUGAUAAUAUCAACAAGGUUGUUACAAGUUGUUCACAGCUUGUUCCAAACUUGUUGACAACUUGGGACAAGCAGUGCGAACACAAUUUGUUGACAACUUGUUGGCAGACUUGCUACAAGAUGUGAGAUUUUUCCGUGUGUAGAUGUAGAUAUCUCUAAUUCAUUGUAUUUUAUCACAGUCGAAUGUUCACAUUGAAAGAAAACAAGAGGACAAAGAAAUGGCAAUCGAAAGAAGUUUGUAUGGGUGACAGUUCGUAUUGUAAUGGACCCGGGAUCUCGGGCGAUUACGCGACGAUGAUAUUAUCUUUUGGAGAGGAUGAAUCUGGUAUAUCGUAGUGAUUUUUAUUAUCCUGUAUCGUUCACUGUUUUCUUUUUAUUCUCAAAACUUUCCGUGUUUGGCAGAAUCAAACUGGAAGCAUUCUGUGAAUAAGGGAAAUUAUACACAAUUCAAAAAAGGUUGUCCUUUGCAAACCUUAAACUGUAAACCUUAAACUCAAAGCGUGCAAAGCAUAAUCAUGAGAGCAUCACUUAAUGAGUUUAGUAAUGGCGUCUCUAAAUAACGUUUUAUAGUGAUCCUUUAAAUAAAGUUUUACCUACCUACCAUCAUAUAUGGAGCCCAUUACUUAGAGACAUGGGUGGUAAAUAUCUCCUUACGACAACAAUUCAUUCACAAAUAGCUGCAAUAUUUAACUACUAAGUUUGAAACUUGUGCUCCUAUUAAGUUUUGUGCGCUUAGAGUUCAAGGUUUAAUGCUUAGAGUUUAAGGUUUGCAAAGGACACUUUUUUUUAAAUUGGCUGUAUAAUCAAACAACUGGAUAACCGCUGUACUAAGCAACCAGAUACUUUGUUAUUUUUAGGUGAAUUAUACUUCGCGUCAACAGCAUUUACAGACAACGAGGCAAGAAAGGGAGCUGUCUAUCAACUUUUUGACCCAGAAAGGUUUGAAUUAAAAUGAUAUUUCUGUAUUUAAAUUAGGAAAAGCUGGGUUUUGCUACCAUCGGUUGCCCUACAACACUAACUGUAACCCACUACAACGUUACGACCAGGGCAGGAAAAAGGAAUUUUCUGCAGACCAACGAGUAUUUUUGUGCAAAAUCCACAUGUGCAUAAACAUAUAGUGUCCUAGCGGACCAUGGUUAAAAAUUCAAGGAAUAAUGUCUGUCAACCAUAUGUUGUUGCGCCCAUAGUGGGACAUGGGUGUUAAGGUUUCCUUCAAAUUUUCAAUAGCAAAUCUUCAUUCAAAGUAAUUUCCUGCAGCUGUUUAACAUUUCCUGCGAGCAGUGUUCCCGUGCUCGCCUAUUUUGUCCACCCCUGGAGUUACGAUCCUGUAACAUCUAAGAUCUUGUUGCAUAUUGUUGCGUGGUGUUAUAAGGACAAUUCGUUUUUGUCUUUUCUAGACGUACCGAUCCAUCUCAAUGUACAUUCACCGUCAAGGAACCGGUUAGACCUGUUUGCAGUAACCGGAAAGCAAGCGGCAUUUGUGACAUAUAUAGACGUCUCGGAUUCUGCAAGAAAAGCUAUGUUAAAUAUAUGACAAGGAAUUGUAAGCUCGCUUGUGGGCUGUGUUCAUAAACUGCUGUGACUCAUGUAUAAAAGAUGAAAACGUACCCAUAUAUAUUGAGAUUAAGUAAAAUUUGUGCUUGGAUGUUUUGAAUAUGCUUUGGGCUUUAAAAUUGAGCGUUUUCCUGUAAAAGACUUGGACAUAAAAGUCUACAUGGUUAAACCACAAUUUGAUAUUUGAACUGUCUUAUAUCAGUAAAAAGGAAAUAAAUAAUAUUUUUUAGUAUUGAACUGUCUCUAAGCCUCAUUUUGUAUAAUUUCUUGGAAUUUGUGG
Molecule: messenger RNA, 5279 nt
Organism: Paramuricea clavata
Lineage: Eukaryota; Metazoa; Cnidaria; Anthozoa; Malacalcyonacea; Plexauridae
Source: the annotation of a GenBank genome assembly